GGCGCUGAUGACAUGUUCGCAUACACCUCAGAAAGUAUGUAGUUGCGCCCCUGAUCGCAGGGACAUACGGGAGUUGUUGCCUAUCUUCAGCACUCUGGGGGCAAGACGUGGGGUACGCCAUAGACAGGUUGUCAGUCCAUCAUAGGACAAACAACCAUGCACACAGUCUAAGGACAAUUUAAAGUGGCCAAUUAACCUAGCAGUCAUGUUUUUAUACUGCGGAAGAAAGCCGGAGUAACUGCAGAACCAACGUAUGCAAGGGGAGAACAUGGACGAAUCCAGACUGAGAUUCACACCCAGAACCCUUCUUGCUGCAAGUGCUACCAAAUGACACUGCGCCACUGGCAAGCCCCUGGUUCUGCUAGCGUUUUUGUAGUCAUGUCCUCAAAAAUACCGACCGACGGUCUUCUAAGAAAAAAAAACUAGCAUAACCAUGAUGACAUAUCUAGGAACAUUACAGAAGAAGCCAUCUGAAGCGGAAGCAAGGAACGAAAAAAGUGGUGAAACGAGGACAUGAACUGGAGGUAUGGACUAUGAAAGGAACGAUAGAACGUCUUCAACUCAAGGAAAGAGACUUCAGAAUAAGAAUACUCCUCCCUCCAGAUCUCCAACUGAAGCGGGCCAGGCUGCACUGCUGUUGGCAGCUGAAACACCUGUUGCGUGAAUAUGAGCACAUAGUGAAGCAGAGGCUGCAGCAGUCGGUGGAUCUUGGCGGUUUCAUUCUGGAGUUGAAAACCGUCUUGGAAGUGGCUCUGAAUCGAUGUCCCGAGGGUCGCUCCGUCCCGCCUCCUCGAUAUUACUCCCAGCUCAUAUCUGAGAUGGAGAUUGUCGGGUGGGAUAAGAUGCUUUCCAUAGACAUGGACUUCCAAACACUGAAGCUGAGGGCCGAGGACUCCUCUGGAAGGCAGCACACUCUCACUGUUAAACUCAAGUCAAAGCAUCCAGCGGAGGCUCCUGACUGUUCAGCUGACCUGCCAGUCCCUUUGACCAUCACCUGGACACCACAGAGUACUCUGGAGCAGCUCCACAGUCAGUUCCUGCUGGUUCUGGAGUCCCUGACGGACUUCUGGGACGUCCUGGACGAGAUCGACGGGAAGACCUGGGUUCUAGAGCCGGAGAAGCCCAGCCGUUCCGACACGAUGAGGCGGAUCGCCAUAGGAAACAACGUCUCCAUCAAGGUGGAGGUGGAUCCGCGGCACCCGCAGAUGCUGCCAGAGUGCUGCCUGCUGGGAGCCGAUCAUGUGGUGACGCCGCUGAGGAAUAAACUGAACGCCAACAUGCACAUGUGGAACCCGGACUCCAGCGUCUUGAACAACCUCCGGGAUGUUUUGGAGAUCGAAUUCCCGUCACCGGCCACCCACGAAAAAUCUAGUUUCAAUGUGGAGUGCGGCAUCUGUUACUCCUAUCGGCUUGAAGACGCCAUCCCAGAUCAAGUGUGUAAUGACCCCCGCUGUGGCCAGCCGUUCCAUCAGGCCUGUCUCUAUGAGUGGCUGCGAGCGCUCCCCUCCAGCAGGCAGAGCUUCAACCUUGUUUUUGGAGAGUGUCCUUACUGCAGUAAGCCUAUUACAGUGAAAAUGGCCACCCAGAAGACCUGAGGAGCAGCACGAAAAGACAGUGACCUUCUACCUGCUCAAUAAGUUGCUUAUGCUAUU
Poecilia reticulata (guppy) is the source of this 1652-nucleotide messenger RNA. RefSeq names its product FA complementation group L (gene fancl). Gene Ontology annotation, cellular component: Fanconi anaemia nuclear complex; nucleus. Gene Ontology annotation, biological process: protein monoubiquitination; interstrand cross-link repair. NCBI's taxonomy places the organism in Eukaryota, Metazoa, Chordata, Actinopteri, Cyprinodontiformes, Poeciliidae. Gene Ontology annotation, molecular function: ubiquitin protein ligase activity. The record is from RefSeq and is a predicted model, not a curated record.